Messenger RNA from Serpula lacrymans var. lacrymans S7.9, 526 nucleotides. RefSeq lists its product as uncharacterized. Gene Ontology annotation, molecular function: helicase activity. The annotation marks the transcript as partial. The record is from RefSeq and is a predicted model, not a curated record. The transcript has 2 exons. Lineage: Eukaryota; Fungi; Basidiomycota; Agaricomycetes; Boletales; Serpulaceae.
AAAUGCCUCAGCGUCUUUAUCUUCUGUCAAAAAGACUCGAUGUCAUUCCUCCUAGCAUAGCAAAGGGAUUGAAUACUUCACAACUCGAAGUAGUUACUGCCAUGUUGUCCAGCACUAGCCCUCUCAUAUUAGCACAUGGUGGCGUCAAACUUAACCUAGCUGCUGCGACACACUGUGCUCAUCAUCUUCAUGUUAGGUCCGCCUGGUACUGGGAAGACCACAACUAUCUCAACCGCGGUUAAGAUACGAGCAGAAAGAGGUGAAAUGAUUUGGAUCGUAGCACAGUCCAAUAUUGCGGUGAAGAACCUUGCGGAAAGUCUCUGCAAGCAUGACGUAGAUUUCAGGCUAGUCGUUUCAAAAGAAUUCUAUGUCGAAUGGCACGAACAUAUUUAUGAAAAAAUCGAACGGAAAUUGAUACGAUCUGAUGAAUUACGGAGUGAUCUUCUCGAGUUGCAAUGGAUCCUUGGUGACACGACUAUUUUGCUUUGUACACUAAGCAUGCUAUCCAACCCAGUCUUAGAAGACC